Molecule: messenger RNA, 3339 nt
Organism: Microbotryum saponariae
Lineage: Eukaryota; Fungi; Basidiomycota; Microbotryomycetes; Microbotryales; Microbotryaceae
Source: the annotation of a GenBank genome assembly
AUGUCGAUCGACCUACCACGGCUACACCGGCGGGUGACAACUCUCUCCCACUCGUUGGGGAAACAUACCUCGAGUCGUAGGCGGUUCGUGCCUCUCACCUUUUGGCGACCUUCACUUGCGACCUGGACCUCGACAGUCGUCCGAUCGCAUUCUACAUCGCCUCCAACGCGGCAUCGUACUCAAACACCCGGCUCCACGUGCACACCACGAUGCGCAAGAUGUUUCUCUUCCCAUGCACCUCGAACAGCACCCCAGCCAACCUCCCCGACCAUACCGAAACCCGUCAGUCCUCCGUCCCAUCUCCUCGGGUUCGGACUCGACCUCGGAGCAUCAGCUACGAUGCAGACUCUGACAUUCUUCUAGCUCCAACAGAGCCCUUCCCACUUUGAUCUCUCGCACUACCCACCCGAACGGAUCCGCAACUUUGCCAUCAUUGCCCACAUCGGUCAGUUCUCGACGCUUCCCCCCCACACUUUUUUCUCUCUGACCUGGCUUUUCGCGCUCUCUGACUCGCCUUCUUUUCCCUCUCUAGAUCACGGUAAAAGUGAGAGAAUGCAUACAGGCAGCCAUUCACGACACCCAGAGAAAGAAACUGACCGCCAUCCGACCCCCCUUACACCUCCAGGCACCCUCGCCGACCGCAUGCUCGAGAGGACGGGCACGAUACCGCCGACUCAAAUUUCACACGACCGACUCGAAGAAGCGCAAAAGAACGAACAGGUCUUGGAUACCCUCAAGGUCGAACGAGAGAGGGGUAUCACCGUUAGGGCUCAAUCGGCUUCGUCAGUUUCUUUGAUCCCCGCCGAUGCGACACUCGAAUAUCUCGGGCGAAGCACCAUUUUCUUCGUCAGGGCAGUCGGGCCGAGAGGGGAAGACGCUGACGCGAACUCUUUGACUUUGCCUGGGGAUAGUAUGUUCUACACCGCCCAAGACGGUCAUCAAUACCUUUUGAACUUACUCGAUACACCCGGCCACGCGGAUUUCUCCUCCGAGUUGUUGAGGUCCCUAUUGCCGAGUCAGGGCGCACUGUUGUUGGUUGAUGCGGCGCAGGUGAGCCAAGGAAGGAAGGGAGGGAGGGACGAGAAUUCUCUGGAGCUGAUGAAGGGGGCCUUUUGAUUUGUCGUGGAUUGCAGGGCAUCCAAGCCCAAACUCUGAGCGUCUUGGAUGAAGCGAGGAAGAGGAAUUUAACCGUGCUUGGCGCAGGUACGUCGAACACGAUGCUGAACCCAUUCCCAACAACCAUUUGAUCACUCAUCAAGGUCCUUCCCUCUACCCAGUCAACAAAUGGGACCUCGUCAAAGACGACGGACGAGGCGAGGCCGCCGUCCAAGAACUUGCCGCUUUACUCGGGUGUGAAGAAGACGAGAUCUUGCGCGUUUCGGCCAAGACGGGAUUGGGCGUACAGGAUGUCUUGGAAGGCGUCGUAGAGCGGAUCCCUGCGCCUUCGAAGGGGGACAAAGGGGACAAGUUGAGUGCGCUCGCGUUCGAUAGUUAUUUCGAUCCGUUCAGAGGGGUCGUUAGUUUGGUCGCGGUCGUGGAGGGGGAGGUCAAGAAAGGUACGUGGCAAUUCCUGCUCGAGGGACGUUGCCGUGGCUCAGAAGGACUGACCAUGCCCGUCGAUGUUUAGGCGAUUCGAUUACGUCGACAACGACCAAACAGGCUUACCCCGUCUUGGACCUCGGGAUCCUCUCCCCUCGCGAGAUUAGUAUCGCCGAACACAAAUCCCCCGCUUCGAGGAUCCUGAGAAAGGGGAUGGUCGGGUACAUCGUCUGCGCGAUGAAGGACGUUCAAGAUGGUGGGUCAACAAGAUCAAGCUUGAUGGGUAAAAAAGUAACUUGCAACUUGAGCUGAUGAACAUCCUUUCCUUCUAGCUUUCCUCGGCGACACCUUCCACCUCACCUCGCACCCUAAACCCGCUCUCGAGAGUUUCAAGCCUUUAAAAUCCAUGGUAUUUGCCGGCGUGUACCCCGUCGAACCCGGAGGAUUUCCCAAACUCGAAGACGCGAUCCGUCGUCUCACCCUUACCGAUCGAUCAGUGACGUCGAAUCGAGAGAGUUCGACUUUUCUAGGCCAGGGCUUCAGGUUGGGUUUCAAUGGGAGUUUGCAUAUGGAUGUGUUUAGGCAGAGGUUGGAGGAUGAGUAUGGCGAGGAGGUGAUUGUCACGAGACCUUUGGUGCCUGUUAAGAGUGAGUUGGCUUGCUUGUUGGAACACCAGUAGUGGGGACUCAUGCUUAACUCCUCGGGGUUGUCGACACCUUCUUACAGUCAUCUACAAGAAUGGCAAGGAAUCCAUCAUUGACAACCCGGAGGACUUCCCCGACCCCGCGGAAAUGAACAAAGUCACCUCCGUUCUCGAGCCUUUCAUCCGAGCCACGAUCGUCGCACCGGACGAAUACAUGGGAGCGAUCAUCAAUCACUGCACGACCCACCGCGGGGUACCCCUUUCGCACACCUAUCUUUCGACCGCCUCAACACCUUCGAACCUCUCCUCUUCAACAGGUCGCAUCACUCUCCUUUGGUCCCUGCCUCUAUCCUCAAUCGUCACCAACUUUCACGCCGGUCUCAAAUCCGUCACGUCGGGCUUCGCUUCCUUCGAUUACGAAGAAGCCCCUUAUGAAGAAUCUUCUCUUUGUCGACUGAACAUCUUGAUCAAUGGGACCCAAGUCGACGCUUUGUGUUCGGUCGUGCAUAAGAGUUUGGUCGAAAAGGAGGGGAGGGAGUGGACCAAGAGGUUGAAGGAGGUCGUACCGAGGCAGCAGUAUGAGGUCGUUAUUCAAGCCGCAGUGGGGAAUCAUAUGUAAGUUUGUGGGAAGGGGAGGGAUGGAGGUGAGGCGGAAUUUCGGAUCGUUGCUGAUUACGAGGAUGUUUUUUGGGGGGGCCUCACUUGAUCACAGCCUCUCUCGAGAAAGGUAUGUUUUUUUUAGACCUUGUCCACGACGGACACUCGUCACUGACUUCGCCACGUCCUUUGCCUUACAGGAUCGCCCCUUUCAAAAAGGACGUCACAGCAAAGCUGUACGGUGGUGACGUGACUCGCAAAGUAAAUAACUAUCUCGGUCUUUGACUUGUGCAGAUUCCCCGACGGUCGAGACUAACACAUUCCUUGUUCAUUGUUCUGCGGCGCACAGAUGAAGCUCUUGGCCAAGCAGAAGGACGGCAAGAAGAAGCUAAAGGAGAGGAGCAUGUACGUUCUUCGCUACCACACGGAUAUCUCCCAUCCCCAACAUUUGAUCCUGAUGCAGCAUUUAUUUCACCGACAGUGGUCGAGUAACGAUCCCAACCUCGGCAUUCUUCGCUGUUCUAGGUGGACAACAAGGCAAGCGGAAAGGAGGGUCGUAG